UCUUUUCACUCUCUUUUUUGUUGAGUGGACGCAGACAAUCUGUUUUGUUAACGUUACAAGAGAUAUAUCAGUCAAAACCAGGAGAGAAGGAGAUAAGAAUGGCUUCAUUAAUAUCAACACUUGUCCACUCUAUUUCUCCCACUACUUUCAAUGGCAAUUCAACUUCAUGUCCAAGAAGACGCAGCACAGAAAUUUGUUUCCCCAUCACUCGGGCAAGCGCUCUCCUUCAUGCAGCCAAGCAUACUGUUAAUACAUACAUAAAAAGUGGCAUGGUUAUUGGAUUAGGGUCUGGACAUGCUUCUGGUAUGGCUAUACUGUAUUUGGGUCAACAACUUCAUGCUGGUGCUUUAAAAGAUAUAGUAGGCAUACCCAUGUCAGUAGCAAGUGCAAGUGAAGCAGCUAAGGCAGGCAUUCCAUUGGAGCAAUACCAAGAUGGUUCUCAAAUUGAUUUUGCAUUUGAUGAUGCUGAUAUUAUAGAAGAGGAAACACUAAUUGCAGUCAUUGGUCGCCAAAACUUGCAAGGUGAGGAGUCAAUCAUUCAAGAGAAGUCAAUUCUAAAUGCAGCCAAUAAACAUGUAUUCAUGAUCACAGAAAAGCAGUACAAAGGCACUCUAGAUGGUUCCAUUCCAGUUGUUGUUCAAUCUCUGAACUGGAUGGAAACUGCUGAAGAGAUUGAUGAUCUGUUUUUGGGUGAUGCAGAGGUGUGGAGGAGAUCAUCUAUAGGACAGGCAGGUCCACUAGGGGGUGACUUCCCUCUUGUCACUAGAGAAGGUCACAAUGUUAUUGAUGUCAUCUUUACUUCUCCAAUACAAAGUCUUGCUGAAGUAGCUGAAAGCCUUGAUAAAGUCAAUGGAGUUGUGGAUCAUGGAAUCGUUUCCAAGUUCCCAUGCAUUGCUGUGAUUGCUUCUGAUAGUGGGCUGUGCAUUAUCAACAAUCCUCCAACAGAUGCAGUGCAGGUUAUCAUGUGAGUGAUUGCUUUGUUAUUGUAAAAAUCGUUACCAUUUUGUAAAGAAAAGAGUUAUAAGAAAAUGAACUGUUUGACAAUUGAGCUUUAGCUCAAUGGUACUAGAGAUGUCUUUAGGGCUGUAUCUCGAGUUUCAGUCCUAGUCGGAGCCCAAAAAAAGGAACUGCUUGCUUUCUUGGUUUUUGAAUGAUGAUUGACAUUUAACAA
Hevea brasiliensis (rubber tree) is the source of this 1171-nucleotide messenger RNA. RefSeq names its product probable ribose-5-phosphate isomerase 4, chloroplastic. The record is from RefSeq and is a predicted model, not a curated record. NCBI's taxonomy places the organism in Eukaryota, Viridiplantae, Streptophyta, Magnoliopsida, Malpighiales, Euphorbiaceae. Gene Ontology annotation, molecular function: ribose-5-phosphate isomerase activity. The transcript has 9 exons. Gene Ontology annotation, biological process: pentose-phosphate shunt, non-oxidative branch. The coding region runs from base 99 to 968 and encodes 289 amino acids.